Molecule: messenger RNA, 393 nt
Organism: Magnusiomyces paraingens
Lineage: Eukaryota; Fungi; Ascomycota; Dipodascomycetes; Dipodascales; Dipodascaceae
Product: 60S ribosomal protein eL22
Exons: 2
Coding region: 1-393 (130 amino acids)
Biological process (GO): cytoplasmic translation
Cellular component (GO): ribosome
Molecular function (GO): structural constituent of ribosome; RNA binding
Source: RefSeq, a predicted model, not a curated record
AUGGCCCCUGUUCAGAAGAAGCAAGUUAUCUUGAAGUCUCCCAAGAAGUACGUUAUCAACGUCGCUGUCAAUGCUGACAAUGAAGUUGUUGAUGUUGCUGCUCUUGAGAAGUUCCUCGUCGAGCACAUUAAGGUUGACGGCCGUACUUCCAACCUUGGUGAUCUUGUCACUGUCACUCGUGAGGGCAACAAGAUUAUCAUUAUUUCUUUGACCAAGUUCUCUGGCAAGUAUGCUAAGUACUUGACCAAGAAGUUCCUCAAAAAGAACAACCUCCGUGACUGGAUCCGUCUUGUUGCUUCUUCCCAGGGCGAGUACGAGCUCAAGUUCUUCAAUCUCUCUGUUUCUGAUGAUGAGGCCGAAGAGGAGGAUGAUGAUGAGGAAGAGGAGGAGUAA